AUGAUUAAUCAUUUUGGUCCAACCUAUUUACGAAAACCAACUGACGCAGAUAUUAGAGAAAUAUUAAAGCAAAAUCAGGAAAGGCGAUUUCCCGGAAUGCUGGGUAGUCUUGACUGCAUGCAUUGGAUAUGGACCGGAUGCCAUACCUAUUGGUCCGGUCAGUAUAAGGGUCACUACGCAAAACCAACGGUUAUCCUUGAGGCUGCUACUUCUUAUGAUUGUUGGAUAUGGAACGCUUUUUUUGGUCUCCCGGGAUCUCAAAACGAUAUAAAUGUUUUACACAAAUCGCCUUUGUUUGAUGAUGUAAAGUAUGGAAUUUCUCCUCAGGUAAAUUUCAGUAUCAACGGGAAUCACUACACUCAUGGUUAUUAUCUUGCAGAUGGAAUUUAUACAAAAUGGUCAACUUUAGUUCAAUGUUACAGUCAGCCACCUACCGGAGAAAUGGGUCGUUCAUACUCAUAUUUCAAUAGUAGACAAAUGGAUCUGAGAAAGGAUGUGGAACGGUCUUUUGGAAUUCUGAAGCGGAAUUUUUCAAUCAUUUGUGGGCCUUAUCGUAGUCUAAGUACUCGUGAAAUGCAUAAGACUACGCUGACUUGCAUCAUUAUGCAUAACAUGGUAAUCCAGGAAACUCGUCGUAAUAAGAAUUGGACUAACCAUCAAGAUGAAGACUUAAGGCCUGAGAUUAUAGCUAUGAAAAGGAUUGUCACUCAAUAUCGUCUUAGAGGUGACACCAAUGUUGAAUUUGGAAUACGAGUGGCGAAGAUGGAGAGGAAAAUUUUUCGAAUACGAAGCGCAGUACCAAAUUCUUAA
Papaver somniferum (opium poppy) is the source of this 810-nucleotide messenger RNA. RefSeq lists its product as uncharacterized. Lineage: Eukaryota; Viridiplantae; Streptophyta; Magnoliopsida; Ranunculales; Papaveraceae. The transcript has a single exon. The record is from RefSeq and is a predicted model, not a curated record. The coding region runs from base 1 to 810 and encodes 269 amino acids.